GCGUGGAUGCGUUCUGCUCAGCAGCAUGUUUUUAAUUGAUGACUGGUCAACAUUACUAUGUGUCUGAGUUAGCAAUGCUCUAACAUAAUACUCAUCAAUGCGGGUGCGUGAUUAGAUUAAUUUGAUCGUCAAUCUAUCCCAUUGCUAAGAUUUUGUAUCUGUAAAACAGUACAGUAUGGAGGAGGCAGAGUCACCGGAGGAAAUACUGGCCAAGCAACAGCGCAAGGAAAAGAAGGACCUACAAGCUAAAAUCCAGAGUAUGAAAAAUGCAGUCCCCAAAAACGACAAGAGAAGAAGAAAACAGCUGACUGAGGACGUUGCCAAACUAGAGGCGGAGCUCAACCAAAAGCACGAAGAAGAAAUCAAGCAGAUAAAUAAUAUUGCAGAUAUUAAAGUGAAGGUGGCUGUGGAGGAGGUGGUGGAGGAAGUAGAAGUUCUUGCUCUGGAUGUUGGAGAGCAAAAUGACGCCCAGCAAACACGCGUAUCUAAGGCCCAGAAGAGGCGGGACAAGAAGGCCGCUGAGGAGAAGGAGAGGCAGAACCGCAUAGCUGAAGCUGAGGUGGAAAACCUGUCUGGUUUGAGGCACCAGGAAGUCCUGAAGUUAUCUCAGAAGCUAGCGGAGAGACAGUUACAGAUCAGGGAGAUCUCCUCUGAUGGCCACUGCAUGUACCGUGCUUUGGAAGACCAGCUGUCACAGAGAGGAGUGCCUUCGUUGACCCUCAGCCUGAAGGAGCUCCGUGUUCACACCGCCCAGCAAAUGAGGACCCACUCUGAUGACUUCCUUCCCUUCCUCACCAACACCAGCACUGGGGACAUGUACACAACAGAUGAAUUUGAGAAGUACUGCAACGAUGUGGAGCACACAGCUGCUUGGGGUGGUCAACUGGAGUUAAGAGCUCUGACCCAAGUCCUCCAACUGCCAAUCGAAGUGAUUCAAGCGGAUUCACCUACCAUCCGGAUCGGAGAAGAAUACGACAAGGCACCUGUCACUCUUAUUUACAUGCGCCACGCCUACGGACUGGGAGAGCACUAUAACUCUGUGGAGCGCUUGAAAGAGGCAGCCAUCGAAGAGGAGGGCUGAGCUGAGUCAAAGGAUGCUGUCAAACACGUCAGAUUUACCGUGCCAUCCAUAUGAAAGAGUCAAGGGAUUAGUGAGGCAAGGACUAACUGCUAAGUGUAACACUUCGGCUAAAGUGAAUCCUCUUGACUGAAUAGUUAACUGAUGCAGUGUACAGAAGAUUGGAAGACACUGUUACUGCUCAGUCAUAUUUCAACAACAUGGAAAUAUUCCUCAUAUUAUGGUAGCGAGAUCUAUUGAAAAUGUGUAAUGAUGGCGAUGUGCAGCAUUAUGCAACAAUUACAUUUCUGUAUGUUUGUUGAUGGUGACAUUUACUUGUAGGCCUACAAUAAAACAAUCUAAACUC
This is a messenger RNA of Osmerus eperlanus (European smelt), 1424 nucleotides long. RefSeq names its product OTU deubiquitinase 6B (gene otud6b). Gene Ontology annotation, molecular function: cysteine-type deubiquitinase activity. Gene Ontology annotation, biological process: protein deubiquitination. Bases 176 to 1081 code for a protein of 301 amino acids. The record is from RefSeq and is a predicted model, not a curated record. The transcript is spliced from 8 exons. NCBI's taxonomy places the organism in Eukaryota, Metazoa, Chordata, Actinopteri, Osmeriformes, Osmeridae.